Microplitis demolitor is the source of this 1805-nucleotide messenger RNA. It is a transcript of the gene Drep4, whose product is annotated as DNA fragmentation factor subunit beta. Gene Ontology annotation, molecular function: DNA endonuclease activity. Gene Ontology annotation, cellular component: cytoplasm; nucleus. Lineage: Eukaryota; Metazoa; Arthropoda; Insecta; Hymenoptera; Braconidae. Gene Ontology annotation, biological process: apoptotic DNA fragmentation; apoptotic process. The record is from RefSeq and is a predicted model, not a curated record. The transcript is spliced from 7 exons. The coding region runs from base 524 to 1771 and encodes 415 amino acids.
ACCAGCAGAAGGAAAGAAAAAAGCAGCAUGCUGAAUAGUCAUGAUAAAGUCUCAGCUCUCAGCAGACUCAGUAGAGUUAGAUACUUGUUUCCUUGUUGGAACUCGUUUUUUUGCUGAAUGGUGGGAGUAUAGGAAUUGAAUAGUAGCAAAAAGCAAAAGCAACCAAAGAGAACAUUGUUCAUGAUAUUGUAGUUUACACAACGACUACUGUUGCUUAUGGAUAGCGGGUAAAAAUCAUUAUUAUUAAUUUUUAGCAAUAAUUGAAGGUUCAAGUUAAAAGAGGUUUCAUUCCAUUGCUUUAUUAUGUAUUGUAAUUUAUCACUGUUAAAAAAGUAAAUCAACAGCUUACUGCCUAUAAGGUUAAAUGAUUUCUCUUAUAAUAACUAUUUUAGCUGUGUACUUUUGAUUAGCAUAAAUAAUAAAUGUAUUUAACGCAUAAAAAUGAUAAUAAAAAUGAAUUCAUUGUAAUUGAUUGGAAAAAAUUAAUUUACAUCAGGCACCUGCAAUACAAGUAUAAAGAAUAAUGUCACUUGGAAACUGUUUUGUCAAAAUAACGGACUUGCAAGCUGAACCCAAGCUAAUAGGAUUUAAAGUGACAGAUGCAAAUAGAACACGAAAAUUUGGGAUAGCUUGUCGAAGUUUUCAAGAACUUAAGCAAAAAGCUUGUACAAAGUUUAAUGUAACUGAUGAUAUAGCAGAGAUCAAUAUGUAUCUUGUAGAUGGAUCAUUAAUUGAUGAAGAAUAUUUUUAUACACUGGAACCUCAGACAACGCUAGUGCUUCAAAAACCAGGUGAAAAAUUGCUUUCGGAUGCAGAUUUACUUUAUGAAACUCUCAAAAAAGUCAAUAUGGAUUACCUUACGGUAGCUGAUGAAGCUUCCAAGUUUUUAUCAGAUAAUCUGAAGAAAAAGGUUGCCAUGUUAAAUAGUAUAUUAAAUAGUGAUAACUCUAAAACAUUAUUCAGCAGAAGAGAAGAUCAUCCGGAAUGGUUUGAAGGUUCGGAAAGCAAUGUCGUAACUAAGGAAGCGUAUAUGCAUCGUAGAUGCCAAGACAGAAUACGCAGUUAUUUAUAUAAAACAAUUGAACAAAUAAAGGCAUCUGAAACAUGGAAAGUCAACCAAAAAGCAAGGUUAAGAUUGCAUUGUAUUAUUGAAUAUUUUAAAUUACAACUAAAAGAAGAUCACUUUUUUGGGUACUAUUUUGAUCGAAGUCGUAGUUCUACAAGUAAAUUGAACGAUGGCUUAGAUGUAGCGGAUGGAGGUUACAAUAACUGCUAUAAUCACUGUCCUUGUAAACUUACCAGAUUAGAAAUAGAGGAAGAGAUCAACGAUAAAGCGACUUUACCUGAAGACGAAACUGAUGCUAAGAAAGUAUCUUCUAAUAAAAAAGUUGCUAUUGAAAAACUCGUAGUUAAAAGUAAAAAAAAAAUGCCAUAUGAAAUAUUCUUUCGAGGGGAAGAUGAACAAUGUGCCUUUUGUGAUGCAGCGGGAGAAUUUAAAUGUGAAGGUCUUUGGAAUGCAGAACAAUGUGCUUAUGGAGAAAGACAUAAAAUUAAUCCUUAUAGAUCACGUGAAGAACUGAUUCUUUUUUCUACAUGGAAUUUGGAUCAUAAGAUUGAAAGAUCACGUACGUUAGUGCCACAGUUAAUAAAAUCUUCCGAGAGAGAUUUCAUUAAGAAUUCUGAUGUUUAUGAAUGUUAUCAAAAUUUAUUCACUAAUAAAAAUUUAAAUCUUGUCCACAUUGUAUGUCAUGAUAAGGGAUCACAUACGUAAACAUGAUGAAAAUACAUAAGAAAAAAAUACCAUA